Molecule: messenger RNA, 1036 nt
Organism: Hibiscus syriacus
Lineage: Eukaryota; Viridiplantae; Streptophyta; Magnoliopsida; Malvales; Malvaceae
Product: probable aquaporin PIP-type 7a
Exons: 5
Coding region: 9-875 (288 amino acids)
Biological process (GO): response to water deprivation; transmembrane transport
Cellular component (GO): plasma membrane; vacuole; plasmodesma
Molecular function (GO): water channel activity
Source: RefSeq, a predicted model, not a curated record
CAGAGCAGAUGGAGGGAAAAGAAGAGGAUGUUAGAUUGGGAGCCAACAAGUUCUCUGAGAGGCAGCCUAUUGGGACGGCGGCUCAGUCCCAAGACGAUAAGGACUACACUGAGCCACCACCUACACCGUUGUUUGAGCCCAGUGAGUUGACCUCUUGGUCUUUUUACCGAGCUGGGAUAGCUGAGUUCGUUGCGACUUUCAUUUUCUUGUAUAUCUCGGUGUUGACUGUUAUGGGCGUUGUUAAGGAACCGACUAAGUGCUCAACUGUUGGGAUCCAAGGCAUUGCUUGGGCAUUCGGUGGCAUGAUUUUUGCUCUUGUUUACUGCACUGCUGGUAUUUCAGGUGGUCAUAUCAAUCUGGCGGUGACAUUUGGGCUGUUCUUGGGAAGAAAAUUGUCCUUGACAAGGGCGAUUUUCUACAUGGUGAUGCAGUGCUUGGGCGCCAUAUGUGGUGCUGGUGUGGUUAAAGGGUUAAUGGGGAAGACAAGGUACGGUGCUUUGGGCGGCGGAGCUAACUCGGUGGCUCGUGGUUACACCAAGGGAGAUGGCCUUGGUGCUGAAAUCUUUGGCACCUUUGUUCUUGUUUAUACUGUCUUCUCGGCCACUGAUGCCAAGAGCAGUGCUAUAGACUCUAACGUCCCUAUUCUUGCACCCUUGCCAAUUGGGUUCGCAGUGUUCUUGGUGCACUUAGCCACCAUCCCAACCACCGGAACCGGUAUUAACCCGGCUCGUAGCCUUGGCGCAGCCAUCAUCUUCAACAAGGACAAGGGCUGGGAUGACCAUUGGAUCUUCUGGGUGGGUCCGAUGAUUGGAGCAGCACUAGCAGCACUCUACCAUGUCGUUGUGAUCAGAGCCAUUCCUUUCAAAUCAAAGUGAUCCGAUCAACGGUCAUGAUUAUGUUCUGAAGAAGGAAAAUUCCACCCACCCUUUCAGUUUGAUUCCAUCUUUCUUUUGUUUGUUUGCCCUUUGUGUAUGUAUGCAAGAAUAUGCAAAUAUAUAAUUCCAAUCUGUUCAAAGUCCAAUAUGAACAUACUCUC